Messenger RNA from Hippocampus zosterae (dwarf seahorse), 1473 nucleotides. RefSeq names its product cAMP-dependent protein kinase catalytic subunit alpha-like. Gene Ontology annotation, molecular function: protein serine/threonine kinase activity; ATP binding. The coding region runs from base 1 to 1473 and encodes 490 amino acids. NCBI's taxonomy places the organism in Eukaryota, Metazoa, Chordata, Actinopteri, Syngnathiformes, Syngnathidae. The transcript is spliced from 3 exons. The record is from RefSeq and is a predicted model, not a curated record. Gene Ontology annotation, biological process: intracellular signal transduction; peptidyl-serine phosphorylation.
AUGACUGUCCUGAUCUCGCGGUGGAUCGAGCUCUUUCUGUGCUCCUCGUCCUCGUUGAUCGAUGAGCUGAAACUGUUGUGGUUGAGGCUGCUGGACUGGGAAGAGUUCGUGUUCGCGAAGUCUGGUCAGCUCCUCCCUCGCGAAGUGCAGCUACUCCUCGGCCUGGGCGGCCCUGAAGUUCAUUUCCUGCGCAGUCCAGUCUUUUUCAGUCCCCUAAGAAGGGCUGCCGGCAGUCCUGGCCGCCAGGUUCUCGAAGUCUGCGGCAAGGCGAAGAGUGUGGGCGAGCAUGAGCUGGCAGAAGUCGGUGGACUCGGGCUGGCGGGGGCGGCUGCUCGGUCAGGAGGGGCUCGAGUCGUUAUUGAUGAAAGCCAAAAUGAGUUCAAAGAAGACUGUCCGCAAGCAGUCUCUGGCCAGCAGGACCGCAGAGCCCCCUCCCGCACAGGCGACCGGCUCUCCUACUCGCAGCCCAGGGCUCGUUCUCGCCUGGAAGUGCGGGGCGGUACCACCACCCUGCUGCGCCCGGUCAAGGGCUUUCAGAAGUUGAAUGUGCUGGGCAAGGGUGCUUUCGGCAAGGUCUGGCUGGUGUCGGAUGGGCUGGGCAGACUGUUCGCCAUGAAGGAGAUGUCGAAGCUGAAGGUGCUCAAGAAGGAGUCCGUGCAGAGCGUUCUUAAUGAACGCCUCCUUCUUGAGGAAUUGAGGCACCCCUUUCUCGUCAACAUGGUGCAGGCCUUCCAGACGGCACGGAAUCUGUACCUGAUCCUGGAAUACGAAUCGGGCGGAGACUUGCGGGCGCACAUGCUCCAGCGGGGCAGGUUCAGUGAGGAACACAGCCGGUUCUUCAUGGCGAAUCUGGUUCUGGCGGUCGAGUACCUGCACAGCUGCAAGGUGAUCCAUCGAGACAUCAAGCCUGAAAACAUCGUGGUCACCAGAGACCACUUCCUGAAGCUGACCGACCUGGGCAUCAGCGUGGUCCAGGGCAGGGACCGGCUGGACUCGAGCGGCACCCCCGGGUACAUGUCGCCGGAAGCCAUCUGCUCGCACGAGCAGGGACUGGCUUCUGACAUGUUCGCACUUGGGGUGAUCGCUUUCGAACUGAUGUUCGGCAGGCGGCCCUACACCGGUGGCAGCCGCAAGGAGAUCCGGGACAAAAUCCUGAGCCACCAGGUCGCCAUCGCCCUCGGUGAAAUACCCGAGGGGUGGUCCGUCGAAAGCGCGGACUUCAUUAACCAGCUGCUGCAGCGCAAGCCGGAGCAGCGGCUUGGCUGGCAUGGGGUGGUGCAAGUCAAGGCGCACCCGUUUCUGAGGGACUUUCCGUGGGGCAGGCUGAGCUGUCGGGAACUACGGGCGCCGUACAGAGGGAAGGUGAGCGCGGCGGAGCAGGGGCUGGACACAGAGGAGCCGAUGGAGGGGAAAGUGGACAAGGCCCUGUUCCGGGGGUAUACAUUCGCGUCGGGGAGUGAUGAUUACUUUUAG